Molecule: messenger RNA, 1786 nt
Organism: Alternaria alternata
Lineage: Eukaryota; Fungi; Ascomycota; Dothideomycetes; Pleosporales; Pleosporaceae
Product: INSIG domain-containing protein
Exons: 3
Coding region: 316-1599 (427 amino acids)
Biological process (GO): sterol biosynthetic process
Cellular component (GO): endoplasmic reticulum
Source: RefSeq, a predicted model, not a curated record
GAUCAGCGUGCUAGCCUACAUGUGCCUCAUAGUCCCCUCACUGCACGUUCGUACGACUUCUCCGCUCACAGUAUUUAAUUUGAUUGCCUAUACGAGAGUUCAACUUACGUUCCAUUCCAAACAACGCAACAAUUAUACGAAUACGCGGCUCUGUUUGUGCUGCGAACCAUAGCUCGUAUCUUUUUUUUGCUUCUUGACGCUCGCUGUUCAUAUUGCCUUUAUCCUUUAUUGUAGUUGCAAGCCUCGAUUGCGUCUGCACACAUCACAACAAAGUUUGCGGAACCCUGCCCGCGUCGGAACUGGAGCGCGACGGCUAUGGAAGAAGACCCUUCGAAGGCGAACGCGGCACCACCUCCGCUGCAUAUCUACCGCCCCAUCCCGCGUCGCAACUUCGAAUCCAACUACGACACGGCCGAUUCGCCCACACACGCCUUCUCGCAAUCCACGCCUCCAAGCGCGACUGAGAAUCGGAGAUCAUCCGACUUCCUCGCUCAGCUGAACGCUCGCUUGCUGGGAACAUUCAACUCUCGCGAUGACGACUCGGACGACCAGGAGAGAGACAGGGGUCCUCCGCAGCGGAACAAGAGUUACUUGAACAUGACGAGUAGCACUCUGUCCGGAAUAUACGAUGAGACGGGUGUCAACACAGCUGGCGAAUUGAGCACGGCGGAAACGCCAUGGGGAACUGGUGCCGAGACACCCGCACACACAGCCAUGGGCCUCCAAUCCUGGGAAACCGGUAUGGGAAGCCCUGAUGGCGGAAUGGCCUUGAAGAACCAGGCCAGGAAAGGGUCAAAUAUGGGCAAAGCUGAAGGACGACAAAGGAGUCGCUCAAUCAAACAGCCGCGCCGCGGUGUAUGGAAAUACUCUGUGAUUGCAGGAAAGCUUGUAGCGUUGUACGUCUUCGGUGUCAUCUACGGAGUCAUUGUCUCGCAUCUUCACGAGACGAGGCAACUGGCAGCUGUACACGUUGAAGGUGUCGAUCGCAAGAGUCAGGCAUACCUUGUCUCCUGGGGGUUAUUCGGAGUUGCUCUAGGAAGUUUGCUACCAUACGUUGAUCUCUUGUGGGAUGCGCAGCGGAAAGAGAGCCAGAUGGAAGACAAGGAGGCAGAGACACAUGAUUCACCCAUUAGUGAGCAGAUCAACGAUGUGGUGAGGAGUGUGGCAGCCUUUGUAGGGAUUGCAUUUGCCAUUCGUCGUCUCCCCUGGCAAUCAACCCUCCAACUGACCUUGACUCUGGCCCUCGUGAACCCCGCCCUAUGGUAUAUACUGGAUCGCUCGAAACCCGGCCUUUCCGUCUCACUCACCGUCACGUCGAUUCUCACCUCUUUCAUAUUCCUGUCCAAUCCAGAUGUUCUUCCCUCGCCGUCUCUACCAUCCACCACAAACGCCACACAAGUCCCAUCCAUUGGCAGCCAUACGCACACAAAAGGAAGACCAGCUCCAGUUGUUACACCAGAACUGUUUGCUGGUAUGGUCAGCUACGAGAACCUAGCUGUCGUUACGUGGGUUGGCAGUGUCCUGUUUUGUAGUUGUGUUUGCUUUGGGAGUAUAGGCAGGAGAUUGGCUGUGCUGGAAGAGAGUGGGUGGAAGAGGUGAUGUUCCUUGGUUGAAAACUAUAGAUAAUUGAGGGAUUAUAUUGGAUAUUGUUGCACAACUAUGGUGCUGCUUUGUCGGAUAGGUUUGCGGACGGUUUGGGGCGUCCGGUCAAAAUUGAAGCUAUUGAUCCUAUGUUGGACAUCUCUGGAUUCCGGUUUCAUUCCUCAUUGGUAUAUGCUGACCUUUG